AUUCCAACUGUGAACCCUACGUAAGAGUGAUCGAUGAUGCCCGCGCUCGCAAGCUGGCUACCGACCUAAGACGGUGUGUUUACUAUGAAACAUGUGCAGCAUAUGGGCUUAAUGUAGAGCGUGUCUUCCAGGAUGCAUGCAUGAAAAUUCUGCAAGCUAGAGGCGCCAAUUCCCAGAAUCCUAUUCAGAGACCGAUCACGCCACAGUUUUCUGGAACUGUGCCUUCGCGCCCCCACGCGGUGCUGACCAAUUCAACCGUAUCAGUUUCCAAUGCGAAUACUGCUGAUAAAAUUGCUCGACCAACUCAGCCUCCCGUUCCAUCCGCGAAUGCGCGUCGUGCGGAAAUGCUAAGUAAUCCUGGGUUUGAACCCGAUCUUAUCGAGGAUUGUCGAACCAAUCAGACUCUUUCGGCUGCGACAGCAGCAGCCUUAACAAGUGGUAUGGGUGUUGGUGGUGAUGGGAGGCAGUUUCAAACUUUGAAUAUCAGGUCUUCUUGUGAAACAGAUUCACAACUAGAGUCCGAAUUGAGUUUCGAUCGCACGAGGUUUUUUGCCUCAUCAGUCGUCGACUCACCCGAUGAUUGGGCGACACACCCGUUUUUCUUAGAUGGUCAGGCACCACACUGUCGUCCUGACUACUUGCCACCAUCUGACUACUCAGAGAGCGUCAUCCCCACCCCAACGCAACACACUUACUCAGAAUACAGUGCACAUGCAUCACAACCUUCGACGCUGACGAGUAGCGUUGGGAUCCAUGGAGGCUUUGUUCCCUUUCUCCCUAACUUCGCUCCACUUGCCCAAUUCACCCCGCUUCCGUUACAACCACCACCGCCCGUAUCACAUUGCUUCGGUUCGACCACUCUGAACCCGGCUGCGAGUAUGUCUUCGGUUGGAUUAGGCGCUGAUACUGUCGAGAACAAGGGAGAGACUAACGAGUCCCUAACGCCAAGUAGCACACCAACACACUCCCGUAAGAACAGAAGAAAAUCAAACCUCUUCAAAAAGAACGAGGAUGAGAAGGAUCGUGGCAAAAAGUUGAACGGCAUCGGAAGCGGAAGAGCAAUUCCGUUGAAGCAGGGGUUUCUAUACAAACGUUCAAGCAAGCCACUCGGUAAGGAAUGGAAAACAAAGAAGUACGUUACACUUACGGACGAUGCACGUUUGACCUAUCAUCCGAGCAUUCAUUCUUAUUACUCACGUAUCAAGUAUCUUUCUACUCGCCAGGAUUACAUGGACAAUACACACGGGAAAGAGAUCGAUCUGAGUCGCACCACAGUCAAAAUCCCUGGAGUGGCUUUCCGUCAAGUUGGCGGUCGCAUAACCAGCAAUGGGCUUCUGCGAAGUCAAUUAAGUGAACCCAAUUCAGGUGUGUCAAAUCAAACUGGUAAAAUCUCCACAUCAACAGACACCGUGCCCAGUGCGAACGAUAGUACCGGUUCAGGCGUGAGGGACGCAACCUGCGUGAAGAAGCGGCAUCGUCGGAUCAGACCUAAUCCGAAAAGUAGCGUUGGUGAUGCUGAAGAUUCAGAAGGUUACGAAUUCCAGUUGAUCUCAAUGGAUCGUCAGUGGCAUUUCGAAGCCAAAGGACCUGAGGAACGGGAUGAUUGGGUCAUGUAUAUUGAGCGUGCCAUUAUGACCAGAUUGCAGUUGAAUGAAUCCACCAAACGCACCAGGGCGAUGAACAAUUCAGGCUCCGCUUCCUCCAACACAGGCCUUGCGAGCUCAUCCAACUUGACCGGUGGAGUCCAUUCCGGUGGGGAUAACAACAGCCUCACAAGCGGCCGUUCCGGUGCUGGGGAUAGCAGUGAGCUUGCGACGACCGAUCAUCUGAUUGAAAGUAUUCGUUCAGUGGCAGGAAACCAGUACUGCGCUGACUGUGGUGCUUGCGAUCCGGAUUGGGCCAGCUUAAAUCUGGGUGCUAUGGUGUGCAUCAGCUGCAGCGGUAUCCACCGGCAGUUGGGCACGCAUAUAUCGCGUGUUCGGUCGCUUCAUCUGGACGAGUGGUCUUCCGAGUCUGCGGCUGUAAUGUGCGCCAUUGGCAACACACUGGCCAAUUCCGUGUGGGAAGCUGCCGUGCCUGUCAAUGCAGGCAAUCGGAAAAAACCCGAAGCAAACAGCUCACGAGAAGAAAAGGAAAUAUGGAUUCGUGCAAAGUACGACCGUCAAGAAUUUCUACCUCCCCUUCCUUAUCCCGAUGCGCCCCUUCAGCAACAGUUAAUCGAUGCAAUCGCCCGACAGGAUACGCGUCAAGUGGUGCUGUGUCUGGCGCUAGCCACGCCCGAAACAGUUAAUGCACCCUAUUCCCGACAAGACCCUCGAGCAGCGAUACAUAUCGCAGCAACCCUGGGAAAUCUAGUCUAUCUCCAAUUGCUUUUAUGGUACAACGGAGAUCCUACGGUAACGGAUCACGAGGGUCGAAAUGCCUACUAUUAUGCGCACUGCUCUCAAAAGUAUGACUGCGCGGAGUUCCUCAGAAGAAGCGGGUGCCCCAAACAACUAGUCCCACCCAGCCCAACAGGAUUGACUCCAGCUCAAAUGGGACGGUCAAUGCUACCAAUGCCUGUUCCCGUUCCGCAUGUCCAAGUUCCUCCUCCAGGAUCUUACACCCAGCCAACAACCCUGGAGUCGCAUGUCCCAACCCAUUCGGCACUAGUUCCCUGCAAUGUCUCCCAACCGUAUCACUUUUCUCAUUUACAGCAGCAUCAACCAGGGCUUCCUCCUCCUCACCUACCUAGUCAAGUUAUUGGAAUACAGCAGAAUCAUGUUUUAUCUGGUCAUCAAGCAGGUUCAGGUUCAACACUGGCGCCUUCAAUGAGUACUCCAGCUCAGGCGUAUACGCAUGCUUCCCCAACUCAGUCCACUGUGAUACAGACAGGGGGAGGAAGCACGGUCUCUGGAGUCCUGACAACCAACUCUGCUGGGAUGGGCCACCGAGGUCCCCUAAUCCAACAACAACAGCAACAGUUACUUUCCAGCUGCGUCCCUUAUUCAAAUGGGGUAAACCAAGCUCUUGGCGCCACCCUUCCUCGCCGACAUGGCCCUAAUCCUUUAGGGCCACAAGCUUUACAGCCCUUCAUCCGUCCUCUCGGACAGCAGCAGCAACAACUAGCGUCAACCGUAACACGUCGACCUCAACCCGGUUUAGUCGUUGAGCGUAACCCCGUCAGUGGGUUAUCAAGAGUUGCUGUUUCCAACAUCACCCCACCAGCCCCUACACACAAUGCUCAAAUGUCUUAUACUCGCCCGACAUCUACCUCUAACGUUUCCGGUAGUGGUAAUCUCUCAGGGAUAAAGCAACAACAAUCAACGCAGCAGCAACAGUUUAUCGCGGCUAAUCAGGAGGUGGGUCUUUGAUGUUCACCAGCCGCGAGUUAUGCACUAAAUUGAUCUCCACCCAGGUCCCUCACCUUGUCUACUCCCAUGGCGAUAUGUCAACUAUUUUGCAUGAGCGUAUGCUCAGCUCACAACAAGUUACAGAAAGCAAACAAGUGCACGCCGCUUUCACAUUUGUAAGCGUGCAAUAGCAGAUCUUCCGUUGGAUGACCAACCACUCACUCACUUAUAGUAUCACCGCUUUCUUUUCGGUCGUCCAUAUUUUGGGGAGACCUGCCUGUAUAAUCACUCAUCUCAAUCCAUCGGCUUGUCAGACUUUGCGCGCAUUUCCCUUUCUUCUCUUCGUCCCUCAGAUGUCGCCCCUCAUUUUAUCGAAAGUUUCCCUGCUUCUGUUGGGUAUGAUUCUCUGUUUUUUAGUGCCCCCCGUACGCAAAUAUUUAUCAUUUGUACAUGUUUCUCUACUUGCGGUUAUCCAUUUUAACUGGUGCACACUGUUUUUUUCUUUUUCUACCUUUCCGUCCACUGUCCUUUCUGACUUGUCUGUACAUAGACCACCGAAAUUGUUUUUACCUUGCCUAAAUGAUAACCCAUUCCGU
Molecule: messenger RNA, 3928 nt
Organism: Opisthorchis viverrini
Lineage: Eukaryota; Metazoa; Platyhelminthes; Trematoda; Opisthorchiida; Opisthorchiidae
Exons: 15
Cellular component (GO): nucleus
Molecular function (GO): GTPase activator activity
Source: RefSeq, a predicted model, not a curated record